This is a messenger RNA of Diplodia corticola, 1623 nucleotides long. RefSeq lists its product as uncharacterized. Bases 1 to 1623 code for a protein of 540 amino acids. Gene Ontology annotation, molecular function: protein binding. The transcript is spliced from 2 exons. The record is from RefSeq and is a predicted model, not a curated record. Lineage: Eukaryota; Fungi; Ascomycota; Dothideomycetes; Botryosphaeriales; Botryosphaeriaceae.
AUGGGCUCCCACAACUGGCCAGGACGCCGCGCCCGACUCCUCCCUUGGACCCCAUGGCUACGACAGAUACUACAAGAACAAGAGUCUUUGAUCCUAACCCGUGCCGAGAGUGAUGCGCCAAAUGCGUCCACGGCCAUGUUGCUCGACCAUCUCCCCCUGGACGUUGUACUCUUGAUCGGAGACCACCUGGACGAUGCCAGCGUCCGCAACCUUCGAGCCGUGUCUCGGGACUUCCGUCACGCUAUGGAAGACCUGUUCGUUCGCUCCAACAUUACCGACCUAUGUUCACAUCCCGUCGUGGCUAUUCCGAUGGCGGUGCCGACAAGGUUGCAACGAGCAGAUGCUAUAUCAAGGAUACCCGCCAUCGCCGAGGCGAUUUCCGAGAUCCACAUCUGCCUCACCCUCCCGUGGUCCGAGACGACAUGGAGGUACCUCGCCCAAACCUGUGAAAAGGCUGACGCCCAAAGCAUGGGGGGACGCGAGCUUUGCUCGCGUUGGCCGAGCGAAGAAAGUGCCCAAGGGAGAGAGCGUCGCACCCUGCUUCUGAAGCGCAUCCUCGGGCGGCUGGUCAAGCUCCGCAAGGUCGAGGUGGAUUUUAUCGGCUUCGGGAUCGGGAUCGGGCACCUCGACGGCCAUAUCAACAUGCUCGCGCUCGAGGAGCACUGGCCAGAUGCUCGAGAGGCAUCUGAAAGCGUCCAGGCGCUGAUGUCCAACGCCCUUGACGCCGUCUCCACGGUGAGCGACCGCGUCCGCACCCUCCGGGUUGGUCACUACACAAGGAUAUAUCCCGGGCUCUCCCCCGCUGGAGACACGAGGAUCUGGAACAAGCACAUGGGCGCCGGGACCAUGGCCAAUCUCACAGAGCUGACGAUGGUGCUGUCCGGCUUCGGCUUGAACACGGGUUCGUUCGGGAAGAGCGAAGACUUCCACGGCUCACGCAUCCUGAGCCGGUUCCUGAGGGCGGCGCCCAACAUCAAGGACCUCUGCGUGUGCGGGACAGACUACGCUUGCCUCAAUUCGCAAACGAUAGCCACCAUUGCGGCCAGAGUGCGCCCCCACACGCUGAGAGCGCUGCGCCUGAAGCACUUCGUCACGACCUCGCAGACGCUUCAGAAGCUCCAUGCAAACCACAGCGCGUCGCUCCGAAUGCUGCAUUUCGAGCAGGGAGGCUUGAUCGAGGGCGGCUGGGUGCAGCUUCUCCGAACCUGCAGCACAUCAUGCUUGCACCUGCACCAUGCGCUUUUCGGAAGCCUCUACGAUCUCAAUGCGGCCGGCUUUCAAUGCAUAACGUUCCCCUUUCAUGUGUCGGGUCCAGACGUGGAGAGGUGGUGCGAGGAGUGCGGAAAGUGGGACCAGAAGGAAAUGGACAUUCGCAGCCGCGUCCUAGUCAGAAUGAGGAGGGGUCUUGAGUUCCGCGAGAUGCCUUACGACACAGGGAUGUUAAGAAUACAGGAUUACGAGCCUCCGAGCUACGGAGUCCGAGAAAACGCCAUGGGGGUUUUCAAGCUUCGCUCAACAUCCAAGGCGUAUCGAAAAACUCAGAAGUUCGAGUUCGGGCUCGGUCGUACAGGUGCAUCGUCAACUCUCUGGGGAAAGGAACCACGGAAUGCAUUCUGGCCCUGA